CCGCCCCCCGGCCCACAAGUCCCUGCAGGGACACAGCCGGUGCGUCCAGAGGAGUCCCCGGUGCGCAGUCCAGCCCGCAGUAUGAGCGCCCCCGCCGCGACCCCCAUCUUUGCGCCGGGCGAGAACUGCAGCUCCGCGUGGCGGGCGGCGCCGGCAGCCUACGAUGCCUCCGACACGCACCUGCAGAUCCUGGGCAAGCCGGUGAUGGAGCGCUGGGAGACUCCGUACAUGCACGCGCUGGCGGCCGCCGCUACCUCCAAAGGGGGCCGGGUGCUGGAGGUGGGCUUUGGCAUGGCCAUCGCGGCCUCCAAAGUGCAGGAGGCAAGCAUCGAGGAGCACUGGAUCAUCGAGUGCAAUGACGGCGUCUUCCAGCGUCUGCAGGACUGGGCCCGGGUUCAGCCACACGAGGUGGUUCCCUUGAAGGGCCUGUGGGAAGAGGUGGCACCCACCCUGCCAGAUGGGCACUUUGACGGUAUCCUGUACGACACAUACCCGCUGUCUGAGGAGACCUGGCACACGCACCAGUUCGACUUCAUCAAGGGCCACGCCUUCCGCCUGCUGAAGCCAGGGGGCAUCCUCACCUACUGUAACCUCACCUCCUGGGGCGAGCUGAUGAAGGCCAAGUACUCUGACAUCACCACCAUGUUUGAGGAGACACAGGUGCCGGCCCUGCUGGAGGCGGGCUUCAGGCGGGAGGACAUCGGCCAGCAGGUGAUGGAGCUGGAGCCUCCGGCUGACUGCCGCUACUACUCCUGCCCGUGGAUGAUCACUCCCCUGGUCACCAAGCACUGAGCCCGGCCUCAGUUCAGCGCCCGGCCUCCCUCAGGCUUCGGGAGCCCCCGCCCCCCACUAAGUGCCUUUGCGGCUGGAGUGAGCCUCCGGCCACCGUACCCCGUGUCCAACGCGGGUCCGCCACUGUGUGGGCAGAGCCCCCUAACCUCUACAGCUCCCGUCUGGAUUCUAGAGGAUGAAAUAAACGCUAAUACUGG
Molecule: messenger RNA, 989 nt
Organism: Condylura cristata (star-nosed mole)
Lineage: Eukaryota; Metazoa; Chordata; Mammalia; Eulipotyphla; Talpidae
Gene: GAMT
Product: guanidinoacetate N-methyltransferase
Exons: 6
Coding region: 82-792 (236 amino acids)
Biological process (GO): creatine biosynthetic process
Cellular component (GO): cytoplasm; nucleus
Molecular function (GO): guanidinoacetate N-methyltransferase activity
Source: RefSeq, a predicted model, not a curated record